Messenger RNA from Funneliformis geosporum, 1533 nucleotides. NCBI's taxonomy places the organism in Eukaryota, Fungi, Glomeromycota, Glomeromycetes, Glomerales, Glomeraceae. The record is from the annotation of a GenBank genome assembly.
AUGUCUCAACAGCAACCGUCUGGCUGGAAUAAUUUUUUUCAUAGAGAUCAAGGUUAUGAUACAACCUAUAACAAUAAUAAUAAUACGCAAGCUAUGCAAGAACCCACGAGAUUGUCUUUUUUUUCUUAUAAACAAGAACAAGGAUAUAAUAAUAAUGGAGAAACGCGUGAGGUUAUUAGUGACGUAGAGAAAGUACCACAUAAAAAUCCAGGAGAUCCUUCCUUUUGGAAAUCACCGGGAAAUGAAGCAGGAGCAAAGGUUGUUAUGCCAAGUGCACCACCAGAAUCACCUCGUGGCACUACUACUACCUUUGAAAGAGAAAAAGGAGUGGAAAGUGAUGAAGAACUCGCAAGAAGAUUAUAUAAAGAAGAUCAAGAGCAACAUAUGAGAUAUAGUCAAGGUUCUACGAAACCACCUGGUGGGGUAGCCGAAUUUCAACGUCCUGGUGAGGCUGAAAGUUAUUACGCAGCCGUGGGAAAUGGUGGCGGAAGAAGAGAUAGUUCUAAUGUUCAAGUUGGUAUGGGGGCGCAAUUACCAUCCAACACGACUGGACCUAGAUUACAAAAAGCAUACUUGGAUCCCGAUUUGCUUUUAGCAAAAAAAAGAUCAUGGAAACGACCAUAUUUUACUUAUAUUGUUACAUUAUUACAGUUGGCUGUAUUGAUUUAUGAAUUUAUAUAUAAUAAACAAGAAACUGGUAGCGCGAUUCAGGUCAAUCCAUUUAAUAUAUUAAUUGGACCCAAUGCUUCACCCACACUUAUUCAAUUAGGUGCAAGAUUUGUACCAUGUAUGAAACCUGUACCUAUGUUUGAUAAUAAUACGCCAAUUCUAUGUUCAACCGAUCCAACUAAAGAUGUUACUUGUACCGUUGAACAACUUUGUGGUUUUGGAGGGUUCAAGGGUGAUAAACCAAAUCAAUGGUUUAGAUUUAUUACACCAAUCUUUUUACACGGUGGGAUAGUGCACUUCCUGUUUAAUAUGGUUUUUCAAGUGCAAACCGGUAAACAGAUUGAAAUUGAUAUUGGUUGGUUUCGUUAUAGCUUAAUUUAUAUGGCAAGCGGUAUCUUUGGAUUUAUAUUUGGUGGUAAUUUCUCUGAUGCUACUACACCAUCCGUGGGUGCUAGCGGUUCUCUAUUUGGCAUAGUCGGUAUAUUAUUUUUGGAUUUAUUUCAAAAUUGGAAAAUUAUUCGUAAUCCAUGUUUUGAAUUAACUAAGAUGCUUAUCAUGAUAAUAAUUACUUUCGCAAUUGGUUUAUUACCGGCUAUUGAUAACUUUUCUCAUAUCGGUGGUUUUGUUAUGGGAGUAGUAAUGGGUUUGGUGUUAAUCCCUACCAAGAAUUAUAAAAAAAUUACUUGGAUCUUGAGAAUUGUGGCUAUCCCUAUAGCCGCUUUACUAUUUUUCUUGUUAAUUAGAAAUUUUUACGUCGAAGAUCCUACUAAAACUUGUACUUGGUGUAAAUAUUUGGACUGUUUACCUGUUUACGAUUGGUGUGAUACUACUGGGUUGAAAAAUGUAACCAUCAAUAAUCCUUAG